Salarias fasciatus (jewelled blenny) is the source of this 3063-nucleotide messenger RNA. It is a transcript of the gene sesn4, whose product is annotated as sestrin 4. The record is from RefSeq and is a predicted model, not a curated record. The transcript is spliced from 9 exons. The coding region runs from base 107 to 1441 and encodes 444 amino acids. Gene Ontology annotation, biological process: positive regulation of macroautophagy; negative regulation of TORC1 signaling; cellular response to L-leucine. NCBI's taxonomy places the organism in Eukaryota, Metazoa, Chordata, Actinopteri, Blenniiformes, Blenniidae. Gene Ontology annotation, molecular function: L-leucine binding; oxidoreductase activity, acting on peroxide as acceptor. Gene Ontology annotation, cellular component: nucleus.
GCCAGCGACCGAGACUGCAGCAGGAGCAGCAGCAGCAGCAGGAGGCUGUGUGCCUUUGUUAGCUCUGCUUUGAAAAGUACCACCAGAUAAAGAUCAUUUUUGGAAAAUGAUCAUCUGUACGAGUAAAAUGGAUUAUCCCCUGAGAACCCAGUGCCAGCGAGUCCAGAAGCAGGUAAUGGUGAACGGAGAGAAAGAGCGAGUGUCACUGCUCUUCAUGAAGGCUUUAAUCAGCAGGGGGAGCGUCGACGCCGUGUCCCAGCAGAUGGCAUCUCACCCUCAGUACUUGGAAAGCUUCCUGCGCACACAGCACUACAUCCUGCACAUGGACGGCCCCCUGCCGCUGCCGUACCGCCAUUAUAUCGCCAUCAUGGCUGCAGCUCGACAUCACUGCAACUACCUGGUGUACCUGCACUCGGCUCAGUUUCUGAGGGUGGGCGGCGACCCGCUGUGGUUGCAGGGCUUGGAGGCAGCCCCCCCUCGCCUUCGCCUCCUCAGCCACAUCAACAAGGUGCUGGCCCACCAGCCCUGGCUCACGGCCUGCCAACACAUCCAGACGCUGCUGAAGGCGGGCGAGCAGUGCUGGUCGCUGGCGGAGCUGGUGCAGGCCGUGGUCAUCCUGGCCCACUGCCACUCCCUCUGCAGCUUUGUGUUUGGAUGCGACACAGACUCGGACUUUGUCCCGCUGUCUAAGUCUCCUAACGGCACCCCCCCAACCUUCUGCCCCUUCGACGCUGCCAAUGGCAACACCGCCGUGCCUCAGCCGCUCGCUGCUCCCACCGAACACAAAACACGACGACGGUCUCUGGACUCUAGCUGUGACUUGACGGGUCUGAAGGAGAGGAUCCAGAAGUCUCAGGAAGAGCGUGAGAAGAGAGAAGAGCGGUUCCUGCAGACGCAGACACUCCAGCAGACAGACAUGGAGGAAGAGGAGGAGAUCCUGUGCUUCGCAGACCCGUCGCGUUUCAUCACAGAUCCUGACUUUUGCUAUCAGGAGUUCGCACGGCGGGAGGAGGAUCACUUCCAGGUGUUCAGAGUUCAGGACUACUCAUGGGAGGACCACGGCUUCUCCCUGGUGAACAGAUUGUAUUCGGACAUCGGGCACCUCCUGGACAACAGAUUCAGGAGCGUGACCACACUCCCCUCUUUGCACAGCCCCGACCUGAAGCGGGCCAUCUGGAACUAUAUCCACUGUGUUUUAGGAAUACGCUAUGACGAUUACGAUUACGGUGAAGUGAACCAGUUGCUGGAACGAGAUUUAAAGCUGUACAUCAAGGCUGUGGCCUGUUUCCCAGACUCCACUAGAACUCCUGUUUGUCCACGAAGUUGGACUCCACUUAAAACGUCAGAACGGAUAUGUGUGAACUUGCUAAUCAUGGAGGCGCGCCUGCAGGCAGAGCUGCUGUACGCGCUGAGAGCCAUCACCCAGUACAUGAUCACCUAAGUGCUCGGAGAGCCACAGACUCCCGGACUCUCUGCGCAGCGAGACGCGAGGACGGAGACACCCCUGCAGGACGAGAGCGCCGUUGGCCGACGCCGUGCCUCAUGAAUGUGCUUUUUCUUUUCCUCCGAUCAGAUGUAUUUAAGCCGUAGUGUGCCACGCCCUCCCUCCUUCUCUCUCUCUCCUCCCUCCUCCUGCAGAUUGUCUCAUUGUGAAGUCUUCUUCCCCAGCAUCCUGGCUGUCAUAGGUUAUGUGCAAUUCUAGCUGGUUAUUUUAGUUCUGUGUUGUCUGGUGUUCCAGUUCAGCCCGACUGCAGCCGUUAGCUACCAGCGGCCAUUACUCUCCUCUCCUUUUUUUUUGUAUUAACUAUGCUUUCCCCCCCCAAAAAAGUAUCUUUUUGUACAAGGUGGAUGAAUGUUAAUGGGGCCUUUUGUUCUAUGAUAUUUUGGGUUCUUUUGGACAAUCCCAGUCAGUGUUGGAGGCAGAUUGACAAAGUGGAGAGUGAAGGACGGCAGGUGUUUCUCUCUCUCUCUCUCCCCUUGAUGUUUUGUAUUAAUGCUGGUCACGAACAAACACAACGGUGACACUGCUGGACGCUAUCACAUCACUAGUUUCUUUUAAUAAGCACUUUUUAAAACUUUAUAUAUUUAUAAUGCGACGUACGGUGACGGGAGUCUUGAGGGCGUUCCGUCUUUUCUCUCCGCUGUACGCUGCGUACGAUUUUGUUUUUGUUUUGUUUGUCCUCAAACUUUCAGAGUUUGCUUUCUCUCCCAAUUUCUGACUGAAGGUACUCGAGUCAAGAUGUUUCAUUUCAUACUUUGUUUCUGUUACAUUCAGGGCAGCACUUAAGUGGAGUUUGGAAGUAAUGUGAAAAAAAAAAGAAAGGUAGGAGAACUAAUCCGAAGAGGUCAGAGUUGUUUUUUUUUUGCUAGAAAUAAGCUGAGCUGUUCUUGUGCUGACUGACUUAAGAAACGAUCAAAUCACAGUGAAUUUCCCACCCAGGGUCACUCCAUCUUCCACCUGAGUGACUUUAGGAAUUGGAGGAAAUGUCUGCGUGCAGGUCAGGUCAGCUUCUGGUUUUGUGUUUUAUUUCAGCUCACUGUGUCAAACUCCACGUCAGUUUUCAAAGCAGAACAAUGUGCAAACAAGCUGUUAAACACUUGUCUUUCCCCUCCCCCCCCCCCCACCAUCUUUUUGUAUUUUUACAUAUUUUUUGUAAACUUUAGGUACUCGUUUUGUUCCUGGGUGUGACUGUAGGUAACCUGUUAGAGGUGUGACGGACCGUUGUAGAGUUUAGACUAGUUACUGCAGGACUGUAGGAAAGAAACAGACGUGCAUAUCGACAAAAGCGCUGUUAACACAGGUGCCUUCAGGCUGCGACCUGAGAGCUGCUGAAGAGGACGGACGGAACUUCUCCUUCACGCCGGUGUCGCUCAGCAUCUCUUCCCGAACCGGAACUUUGCAGUCGUGAACGCCGUGGUUUUUUUCUGCAACUCAGCAAGAGCCUUUGACACAGAUGGAUGUUAAAAAAAAAAAAAAAAAAUCAACUUUAGCAGAUUAAGAGGACAAUUCUCUUGUUUUAAAAACAAAAACCAAAAAAAAAAAAACAGAACAACUUGAAAAGA